GCGUGACCCGGCCGCACGAGUAGCUCUAUCCGCUGUCGACACAAAGACACGCAUGCGCAUUGGACAAGCGGCUAUCUUCCUCUCUUUCCGGACGACCCCUCCCCGUCGACCCUUCUUCCCUCUUGUCUCCCAACGCCCUCCUCAAACUAUCCCUCUCCCCCUCCCCUAAUUUUAACGCACAAUAGUCAUAGCAAUCUCUCCCCCCCCCACCUCCUCUCCUUCGAAAACACGGCCUCAGGAGGGAGGGAGGGAUCAUGCUAUGGGGUCUUUUUGAUUUGAAAUUUAGAGCAGAAAGGGGUUCGAAUUAUCUGGAAUAGGGCAUCUGCUCUUUCCUCCUCCUCGUCUCCCUCUGGAUGGAGGCGGUGGCGGGAGGCCGCUGCAGCUGUAGUAGCUUCUUCGAGAAUGGACAGGACGUCUGUGUUGCUUGCGGCCGGUCGCGGCAGAAUAUGAGCACGAGCACAUCCUUCUCCACGGCGACUUCGGUCGCUGGUCGAGGCGAUGGAGGUAAUGGCAUCGCCGACAGGGGCGCGUCUCUUUACAUCUCCCGGUUGCUCGUCGGGGCGCUCACUGGGCUUUUCGCACUCGCUGGAGCUUUCACUGGAGCAGUUACUGGUGCAUUGGCAGGCCGGGCUUCUGAUAGUGGUGUCCUUCGUGGAGCAGGAUUAGGAGCUGUUGCUGGAGCUAUUCUUUCUGUUGAAGUUUUAGAGGCUUCUCGUGCCUAUUGGUGCUCUGAGCGAUCUGGUUCUCGAAAUACAUCAUCCAUGGCAGACUUUAUAGAGGAGCUCCUUCAUGGUCGGUUGGUACAUGAACAAUUCGCACCUGCAAUGUUUACGGCAUACCGCUGGCAGGUUAGCAUCUCAGACCUAGGCCAGGAUGAGAUGUAUGAUAUCUUUGGAGAGGUUGCGUCAAAUGGUCUAUCAGGUGAAUCACUAAAGAAGUUACCAUGUCAUGUAAUAACUGAUGAGAAAAAAGAUGGCUGCAGAGAAAGCAUAUGUUGUGCAAUUUGUCUGCAGGACAUGGUGACUGGGGAUACCGUGAGGAGGUUGCCGCUAUGUUCGCAUACAUUUCACUUGUCAUGUGUGGACAAAUGGCUCAUCAGGCAUGGCUCAUGCCCCGUAUGCAGGCAGGAUGUGUAGUCCUCAUCUAUUUUAUAUACCAAAGAUGAUGUAUACGCCAUCUGCUCUUUUACAUCCAAGAUCAUCCAUCCGGCACUGUCCAAUCCUGUCCUGUAAAGAUACAUGUAAAAUACCUAUCUUUCAUUUGAGGAAGUUAACCUGCAGUCAUGCAGUUGUAGAUCCGAAUGUUACUAUUAUACCAUGGGACACUUCUUUCUCUUGAAUCUUGUGAUAAGAGUCGUUGGUGUUAUUUGUCA
This is a messenger RNA of Phoenix dactylifera (date palm), 1372 nucleotides long. RefSeq names its product NEP1-interacting protein-like 2. The record is from RefSeq and is a predicted model, not a curated record. NCBI's taxonomy places the organism in Eukaryota, Viridiplantae, Streptophyta, Magnoliopsida, Arecales, Arecaceae.